Dracunculus medinensis (Guinea worm) is the source of this 2118-nucleotide messenger RNA. The record is from the annotation of a GenBank genome assembly. NCBI's taxonomy places the organism in Eukaryota, Metazoa, Nematoda, Chromadorea, Rhabditida, Dracunculidae.
AUGAAAGGUCAGGUUCUCCAUGUCGUAUUCGAUCCUUCGGAGAGACUAAUCGCAGCUGCGAUAAAUGAUGGGUCAUUACAGGUGUUGGAUUUUCAGUCAGGAUUGUCCAAUCCUGUGUGUAUUAGUUGUCAGCUUUGUUCGAGAAUUAUGACGACCCAGCCUGAUCAGCCGCGCCUUCAGUUCUCCUGGUCCAUCGAUGGUAAAAAAUUGUUUGCUCCCACAACUGAUGGAUUUAAAGAAAUUACCAUCAAAUCGAUUGGCAAUUUUAAGGAGAGACUUAGAAUUUUUGCUCUAAUGCCAGCUGAAAUGUUUAGUAUUUGUACCGUUUCCUCUUGUGAUAAGUAUUUGGCAUUAGCUGGAAUGCGAGGAACAAUUGUUAUAUGGUCCAUACAUCUUCGAAGAGUUAUUUCACUAAGUUCCUACAAACGAAGUGGGAUAGCAAGGACAAUCAGUUCUAUGAUUUGGCAUCCUGUUCUUAAAUGGAAGUUAUUUUUUGCGGAUACGCAAGAAAAUAUCUGUGCCUUAUCGGAUGCUGUUGAUGAGGAGCCGAGGGAGUUUGUCUUAGAUGAUGAUUCCAGAGAUUCGAGAGGUUGGCUUCAUGGCUUUUUUUGGGCACCGUGUACCUCUGUCGAGUGCAGAUUUAAGGUAAUUGGCGUUAAAAUAUACUUAUUUAUAGCAUCAGUUCACCUGGACGCCAUAAAGGAAAUUUAUAAAACUGGUAUAGAAAAUGAAUUAGAGGAUGUGAUGGAAACGGUUUGUCAAAAUCAGAUGACAAUGAAAUAUGAGCCCCCUAAGAUUCCUUGUUCUUUUGUUGCGGGCUCAAAUCUUCAAACUCUUUCGGAGUGUGUUAUGAAAUGGAAUAUGUAUGGUUUCGUCGUAUGUUCUCUAUCAGAUGAACGAAAAUCCAUCGAGGCUCGUUGGCAUGAUGUAUCUGUUUCUUCUGCGGUAUUUUUUGAUAAUGUUUCAUAUUCAUAUGCUGAUAUAUCGAACGCUGCUGUUGCUUUGGCAUCGAAAGAGCGAAAGGAGAAAACAAGCGAAUUAUUUGUUUAUCUUACUAAAAUUGAUGGUUUAUCAUCUGGUCACUCAUGGAAUAUAAAAAUAUCCAAAGGCGAAUCGAUUGAAAACUUGGUUAUUGGCGGUAAAUUCAUUGCAUUAUAUACGUCGUUGCAAUAUAUAAGAUUAUUUUCAUUGGGAGGAACACAGAGACUUGUAUUUUCCCAUCCAGGACCAUUAAUAACUAUGAGCGCUUUCGAUGACAACCUUGCCACUGUUGGUUUAAGCGGUGGUUACUAUUUUGAGAAUGAUCUGGCAAGGUGUUAUGAAAUAGAUCUUAAACGUAAUCCUAUUGCUUUAUCGCCUAAUUCUGGUUUGAAAUGGAUUGGUUAUUCCUCUAAUGCAAUGCUCUGUAUUCUCGAUAGUAAAGAUUGUGUUCGCUUGUUUAUGCCUAAUGGUAUUUGGAUUCCUGUGCACAAAUUUGACACGGGUGAAGGUGAAAAUAUUUAUAUGAUUGGUGUAACUGAAAUAUCUGAUUCAUCUGGAUCUCGGACCAUUAUAAGAUUCUUUUCUAAUAAAGAGUGCAAUUUUCCGGCAUCGUCCAAACAUCUACUACCAAAAUCUGUUCCGCUCAAUCUACCUCUAUGCAAUCCUGAUUCCGAAAAAACUUCCUUGGAGAAGUCAUUGUUGUUAGCAGAAAUGCAUGCAGGCAUUGGUAAAACAGUGCUUCAUCAAACGGUUUGCGCUGUUGGUAAAGAGCUGAUAGGAAUGCCAACGGGUGGUAGAAUAAAUAGAACUGCUUUUGAUGCGGGAAAAAUUACCGAUGGAAUGAUGCUUAUGAAAGAAAAUAGGUUUAAACGGAGUCGUUAUAAAGAUGGAGACGAGUCGGAAGCGCUUAAUCAAGUUGAGAAUGGAGAAGAAUCAAAAAGACGAAGGUUUUCAGACGAUCAAGUUGUUUAUGAAUUUUCUGAGGCAAAAAGCAGAGAAAAGCCUGAUGACAAGGAAGGAAUUUUGGAUUCUUCCAUGAGCAAUUCAUCAUUAGCAAAUGCAUCGAGAAAUCCUUUCAAGGCGCGAAAAACAUCAACAAGUGGAUUUCGUUUAUUUUCUCCGAGAACACCGACUUAG